Messenger RNA from Stegastes partitus (bicolor damselfish), 2826 nucleotides. RefSeq names its product family with sequence similarity 234 member A (gene fam234a). The transcript has 12 exons. The record is from RefSeq and is a predicted model, not a curated record. Gene Ontology annotation, molecular function: protein binding. NCBI's taxonomy places the organism in Eukaryota, Metazoa, Chordata, Actinopteri, Pomacentridae. The coding region runs from base 201 to 1853 and encodes 550 amino acids.
AGCGUAGCGCUACCUGAGAGACAAGCUCAGGAUUCAUACAUUCGCAUACUGGUGGACUUGCCUCUGAUUUGUUUACGCAGCUAAAGUUGACAGGCAGCUCGGUCAAAGUGUGUCAGGCCUGCUACCUCUGUUAGCCACACGAGUAACAAGAAGCGACAGUGGAGAGUCAAACUCUGAGCCAGUAAUGCAUUGAGGCAGCGAUGGAGACCACAGAGCAUGCCACCGAGGGCGACCCCCUGAAGAGGGGCGAAGAUGGGGCAGAGACGGGGACGGCACAGACGGCGACAGAGCUGAAGAAGAAGAAGAGCUGUAAGGACGGCUUGAAUUUUUCCAAGCUGACCCACUGGCGAACCGCAGUCUUCUUUCUGUCCUUGUUCAUCUGCCUCACCAUCGUGUUUGCCUUCUCCUUCAUCCUCCCCUGUCCUGUGAGACCACAGUAUCUUGUUAUGUGGAACAGGACUUUCUCUGAAUCGGCAACCUAUGACUUCUUAGCUAUCGAGCAUGCAAACGACGACAAGGUGAUGGAUGUCGUGUUCGUCCUCAAAAACAUAGAAGGCACUCAGACCAAAUCGUGUGCUGAUGCAGGUCUGUCUGCACCAUGUGUGUUUGUGUUGGCUGUGGACGGCACAGAUGGAGAGACGCUGUGGGAGAGUCCGCUGGAACGCGAGUUCCACUGGGCUCAAUGUGGUUUGACCAAAGAAACAGGGAGGACCUGGGACUGCCUGCUGUCCCAUUCUGACAAACUCACAGCCAUGGACAAACACAACGGUCAAGUCGUUUGGCAGCAUCCUCAGCCCACUGGUCUGCACAGCUCAGUGCCUGUCCUCAGUGUCCCUGAUCUGGAUGGAGACAAGGUCGGUGAUGUGGCUCUGGUGGCAACUGACAGCACACAGACUCAGCUGGUUUUGCUCUCAGGAAAAACGGGCGACCAGAUCGGUUCCACGGUAGUUCUUGACUCCACGCAGACAGCCAAUCAUCUUCUCCACUGCACUGCAAAAGGUUCUCACUACGUACUACUGCAAAAAGAUGCUGGCUUGUAUGGACUGGCUCUGUGGAGGAUCGCUGCCAAGGCUAAACCAGGGAUGGAGGCAGGCCUCAAGCAGGACAAAGUCUGGGAGAAGAAUGCCAGUGCCACAUCUGGCCUUGUACCCAUCUACCAGUCUGAGGCAGUGAGUCGAGUGCUCAGAAAAGAAGAAGCAGAUGAUUCAUCGAACCUGCUGGUUGUGACCGACAAAGAGGUGGCGUUAGUUGAUGGACAAACGUUGCAGCUACUGUGGAGAGUGAAUACCAGCACGAUCCUCAGUGAGCCCUCCUUUGGUCACUUUAACAAAGAUGAAAUACUUGAUAUUGUGGUUGAAGAGGACAUUGGCAACUACACAAAGAGGGUAAUGAUUCUGGAUGGGAAGUCUGGUGGCGUGCUGUGGAAAGUCAACCUUUUGGCCAGUCCGAAUUCACCAAGACCCGCCUCAAUACACACCACCAACUUCUUCUCAGUGUUCAUGCUCUGGGGCAUGAUGCCCUCAGAGUUCAACUCAACUAUACCGUUAGCAGGCGACCGCCGCUCCUACAUGCUGCAUCCUCUCUAUUCUAAAGUUCUCCUCGAGUCUACUAAUGUCAUGGACCACAUCAUAACAUUCAAAGCUACGCUGAUGGAGCGUGGACGCCAUGCUGCCUACAUCCUGCUGACGGGUCCGGUGAUGGAGGGAGCUGAGGGCACCGUGGUCCUCAGCAAGCGGAAGCUGAAGCAGGACGUCCCUGACAGCAAAGUGCUCCGCUUUGGCACCGGCGGGAGCUCAGAGUCCAACGAGGACAUCAAAGAGGCCUUCAACCGACUCCGCUUCAGCGAUUGGUGAAAAGACCAACUGUAACAUCUUAAAACCAUUUUGACUUCCAAAAAAAAAAAAAAAGAAGUAUGUAUACUAGUUCUGACUUUCCAACUGCUGACCACCAAAGAAAUUCCUUUGGGUUUAGUGAACUUUAGGACAGAGUUUUUCCAUAAUUUUUCCUUGGACAAACUGGGCAUUAUCUGUCUUCACUGCAUAUAUACUAUCAAAGGUUUAUCCAGUGUCCAAAGAGCUACUGUUUGCUGACAAUCACUCCGCACAUAUUGCUGUUCUCCUGCUGAUGAAUCCAUCAAACUUGCCUUGCUGUGUUGUGUCUGGCACUUUCAUGCAUCAAUGCAAAGUUGUUGUUUUUUUUUUUGUUUUAAAUUGCAGAUGCUGGAUUAUUAUUUGAAUCUAUGCAAGUGUAUUCCUGCCAGUGCUUUAAGGGUAGCAGACGCAGACCACUCCAGUGGCUACAUCCUGAGUAUUUGAAAUCAAAGUCGCCUUAAAGAAACGGUUUCACUGUGAUAGGGGUUAGUUUGGGUAGAUUUGACACGUACUCAUUGAAACUUGAAAAACAGCAGAAAGCCCAUGAACCUUAAGGUAAACACUAUGCGAUGACAUUCUUCGUUACGUAUCCUGUUCAUGAUAGUAUCAGUAAGGCAGUCUUGUCAAUGGUACUGUACAUGUCUGUUACUUACUCAAUCCAAGAUGUAACUUGUGAUAUUCUUCAGCGCACACUGACUAAACCUUCACUCAAUGCUGAGUUUCAAUGGUUCAUAUAAUACUGAGUCAUUGCUGUGGGUUUACAGCUCCUAGAAAGCAGUUUGUUUGUUUUUUUCUCAGUGAUUUCUAUUAGAUAAAUAAGUGAACAUGAGGGUCUUGUUUUUUCUAAACAUUAAUAUAUUGAACCUGUGGAGCAGGCCUUUAAUGGAGCUGACUUUUCUUUCUGACUUGUACUGAAAUGUUUGAAUUUGAGUUAUAUUAAACAUUUUUAAAAUAA